CAAAUGGACGAUCUGACAGUUUUAUAAAUACACCAAGAUCCGUCUUUACUUUUUUUUAAGCUCACUGAACGGAAGUUGAGUUUGGAGCGAUGGAAUGUUGCGUGAAGUGAAGAUUGAAGACGUGAUAGAAGAUGGACGACUACUGCUAUGCUAAGAUGGCGACGUCCGCUAAAAGAGAACAUGAAAGAGAAUCAACUUCCAGCAAAUCACCAACGGAGAUAAAGACGAAAGAUGAAGAUGUCCAACGGCUGAUUGGUCAUUCAGAAGAAGUUUCCCUCCAGCCACUGGGUGAUGGCUCCACUUUGAAGCAAGAGUCUCCAGAAGAGGAGGACGCUGAUCCCACCAAGUUGCCACUGACUAUUGUCUCUGUGAAGACUGAAGAUGAUGAAGAGAAACCACAACAAGACCACCUCUUAGCUCCACUAUCAGAUAGUGAGGCUGAAGACGAGGUUGAAGUAACUUUGAGCAGCGAUACAGACUGUGAAGAUGAUAUGAGGACUCACACUGACAACAAACACUCUGGCAGCUCUAAAAAGAAGGGAGGUAAAAAAUAUUUGAGCUGCUCAGUUUGUGCUAAAAGCUUCACCCGAAAGACUCAUUUGAGUCAACAUAUGAGAACGCACACAGGAGAAAAACCGUUCAUAUGUUCAGGUUGUCCGAAAAGCUUUUCUCUAAAGACUCAUUUGACGCAGCACAUGAGAACACACACAGGAGAAAGACCGUUUCAUUGUUCAGUUUGCGGUAAAGGCUUUACUCAAACGGGCAGCUUGACUCAACACAUGCGAACGCACACCGGAGAAAAACCCUUUGUUUGUUCAGUUUGUGGUAAAAGCUUCUCCCAAAAGAGCGAUUUGAGUGGACACGUGCGAACACACACGGGAGAGAAGCCGUUCAUUUGUCCGGUUUGUGGUAAAAAAUGUUCUCAAAAGAGCAAUCUGACCGGACACAUGAGAACACACACGGGAGAGAAGCCCUUUCACUGUUCGGUUUGUGGUAAAACAUUUUCAAAUAAGAUCUGUCUGACGACACACACAAGAACGCACACAGGAGAGAAACCAUUUAAUUGUUCAGUUUGCGGGCAAAGUUUUUCGCAAAAGACCAACUUAACAGCACACAUGAGAACACACAGAAGAGGAACCGUAUAAUAGUUUUGUUUUUCUGUUUUUGUCCUGCGUGCCAUUUUUAUGCAUACCUGCCAACUACUCCGGUUUUCCCGUAAUUAGUACGGUUUUCAUCAACCUAUUCCGGGUUACGGUUGUAGUGAUAAAAAAUACAGUUUUUCAUUAAUUAAAAUUUUUUUUUUUUUUUUAAAGUUUUAUUCACGAAAUCGCGUAACAACAAUGACAUUCGACUUGCUUCCCGUAACUUCCUAUCGAGCCAUUCCGCGAGGCUAUUUAUAGCACCGCUGCCAAGCACGAGGCACCUGUUGUCAUUGUUUCCAAACGAGCGAACGAUCAUGGAAUCAGCCGGAGAAAAAUCGCAUACGAGUCUUAAACCGAAAAGAAAACUGCAGUCAUUCCGUGAAGAAUAUUCAAAAGCCUAUCCAGGAAUAAUUAUCCGUUCCAAAAAGGGUGAAAACUACGCGAAUUGCACCUUGUGCAGACAAGAUUUUUCGAUCGGACACGGAGGAAUUAGCGAUGUAAAAGACCACGUCGGGACAAAAAAAACACAAGUCUAAUGCCGUUGCUAGCGAUACAAGUGGAAAACUUUCAACGUUUUUCGGAUUUUAGCC
Messenger RNA from Nerophis lumbriciformis (worm pipefish), 1732 nucleotides. NCBI's taxonomy places the organism in Eukaryota, Metazoa, Chordata, Actinopteri, Syngnathiformes, Syngnathidae. The record is from RefSeq and is a predicted model, not a curated record.